Molecule: messenger RNA, 2175 nt
Organism: Chanos chanos (milkfish)
Lineage: Eukaryota; Metazoa; Chordata; Actinopteri; Gonorynchiformes; Chanidae
Gene: gramd2b
Product: GRAM domain containing 2B
Exons: 14
Coding region: 348-1322 (324 amino acids)
Cellular component (GO): cytoplasmic microtubule
Source: RefSeq, a predicted model, not a curated record
UUCAGAUCACCACACCAGUUGAUUAGACCAAAUUUACUCUGGUUUUCAGAUGGAAAAAUAUUCACCUCAAAAUGACUGUGUUUCCUGAAGCUAAAGAAGAAUAAGGACAGAGCAGCUUUACAAAUGUGUUCUGUUACACCACAUGCACCCAUGACUGGUUCUGUGUCUGUACGCUCUGAAGCAGAAAAUGGAGGAGAGGAGAGACAACACAAAAUGGUAAAGCCUGAUGCACCAACAUUAGUGGAAAGUGAACCAGAAAUCUUGAUGAGGAGAAGUAAACCAGCCAUAGUGCGAGGGGUCACUCCUUUUGCAGGAGUAAAACAUUAGACCAGUCACUUCUGUUGCAAAUGCAGAGUGAUGGUGAAACAAAGACUGAGAGGAAGAAACCCCAAUCUGGUCAAUUUUCCAGGUUUACAAAUGCCCAAUAUCGGAAAAUUUUCAAAGACAUUAGUAAGGAUGAGCCUCUCAGACAGAGUUACACUUGUGCCUUACAGAAAGAUAUUCUAUAUCAAGGAAGACUAUUUGUCACAGAAAAUUGGAUCUGUUUCCACUCUAAGGUUUUUGGCAAAGACACUAAGAUUGCGGUACCAACUUCCUCAAUUUCAGCAAUAAAGAAAACAAAGACUGCUAUUUUAGUGCCAAAUGCACUAGUGAUUGAAACUGAAACUGAGCGACAUCUCUUUGUAUCAUUCUUGUCUCGGGACACCACAUACAAGUUUUUGAUGUCAGUAUGUCCCCAUCUUGAUGAGAAGAGUGUUGGAAGCAGGCGUGGGCAUGACUUCAGAGUGGAUCCUACAUCUCUUCCUUUGGGUUUCUCUGCAGAUCUGUUCAACACAGAUCGAGGGGUCAGACAGAGACAGAACAUCGAGGACAGCAGCAGCUCAGACUCACAUUCCCCAAAUUAUGAGAAAAUCCCAGCUUUCAGAAAUGUGGUGAAACAAGGAACUAUCCCUGCCCAUCAAAACAGCCAUGUUGAUCAAACAGACUCACAUCAUAAAGUUCCCUCAGUAUCAGAAGGGGUUACGUGUGAUAUCAAAUCUCUGAGACCAGUGUCCCUGAAUACACUUCUGGCUGUCUACUUAUUUCUAGUUGGCAUACUUGUCUUAUCGUCUUGUUAUAUGGCUUUCAAGAUAAUAUCUUUGGAGGAGCGUCUGAUUUCUUUAAACUCUCUGAAAACCUUUUCUUACAGUGGAGAUGACUACCUCAAUGGAUACUCUGAUGACGAGCAUGGAGAGAUCUCUACAGUGCUUUCCAUGAACAUACUCACACUAGAAAAGAUCCAGAGAAACCUACAGAAGCUAUUAGAAGAGACCCAGUUAUGAUCAACUGUAAAGUCAUGAUCAUAUGUUGUCAGACCACGUGGAAUGACACAUCAGAUGCCACAAUUGCGCAUACAGCUGAAACACUCAGCUGACACAAUCAAAUGUACAGAUAUAGGCAAACAUGCUUAAUAUCAUCCAAAAAAAAAAACGGUGCUAGAAAAUAAUUAUUUGUUGUCCUUUUUAACAACUGGUUUUUGUAUCACAGUAAAUUUGUUGGUCUGAUGUGCUGUUUUGUUACACAGUCCAAGUUGAAGCGAUCUACGUGUUUAAUGUGAUCCUCUAAACUGCUAAAAUUGGGUUUCAGAUGAAUUAUUGUCCACUGUCUAUUGUUGGUGGAUUUUUAUUUGUUUAAAGAGUAUUUAAAGGAGAAGAAAAUCUAAUCCAAAUGAUAAUGGAGAGAUUAAGCUUUAUAUUAUAGAGUUUAAGUGUGUACUUAUAGUUGAAUAUGUAAUUUGGAACGCACACGUACAUUAUUAUGCCGCCUAUAUGUGGUUUGUUUGAACUUUAGUGUUCUGGACUUCUCCAAAAAUAUCUGCCUAGGUGGGUGGGGUGUGUGAAGGCUUGCACAGCCAGUGAUGGUGCUUGUGAUGUUUAUGAUGCACAGCAUUUUAUUUUAUUUUAUUUUUUUGCUUCAAAAUAGCUGCAUUCUGUUUACAGAUGGAUUCUAUGUACUUCAAACAUAUGUCUAAAACUUGUAUGUAUGUAUAUGUUUGCUAUUGAGUUCUAAUCAAUAGAUGGAUGUAAAAUAUCAAAGUUGAUAGUGAGCUUAUGCCAGUCCUUGGGUAUAUUUUAAUGUGACACUUUGUGGAAUUCCAUGGCUCUUAACAUUCCAUUAAAAUGUUCUUAACUGAAA